GAUGCGAUUUCGCCGAACUUAGCAAGAAUGAGUUCAAACGCAUCAGUAUCAACGCCGCCAUCCAGCAGUGGGACACAGGGCCAUGUGUUCACAGAAAAGGACUGCUCUCUGUUUAGAAUUCUGAAGAUAGUGAAAGAUGUAGUGACCGAAGUGCUGCUUUUCAUUCUGCACUGGUCCACUAAAGAUGAGAAGGAUCAAGGCAUGUCCUACUGGGAUUAUUUUACUACUGUUAAAGGCUUAAGCAGUGAUAAGCUUAAACACGCCUGCAGAAUUGAUAAAACAAUGAAGUAUGCAUUGAAAACCAAGCCACCAGAGGAGUAUGAUGCUUCGUUGCUAUGUGCUUGUAUCAGAUGUGUGUUUUACUACCGUAAUGAUGCACAGGACCUUUUAGAUAGUUUAAAAAAGGUGAAAGAUUUUAGAAACGAAAUCAUACAUCAAGGACUGUCUGACAGUGCCUCCUUGAGGCCGAAGGCAAAUGAAAUUGAAGUCCAUCUGAAAUGUCUUAUUGAGAAAGCAAAGAUUGCUAUCUCUAUCGAUGAUGAUGAAGUUUCUAAAAUGACUAAGAAGAUGACUGAAAAUAUUAACAAAAUCUGCUCUGAAAGAUUUUCACCUUCAGAUAUGGCAAAUUACUUACUUUUGGAAAAGCUGAGGAGUGAAGGUUUAGGAAAUCUUCGGACUACAUAUGAGGAUCUGACAUACAUCAAUCCACUGCAUUACCUAUAUGAGAAGACUUCCCUUCGGGUGAGCAUGGUGUAUAUACAGCUAGAGAUGGUGGCUGAUGAUAAACAUGCCAAUGGCCAGCAGGUGAAGCACACUGACUUGUUCUCUAAGACUUAUAACCCGAGUAUGAAAGCCAAGGUCAUCCUGGUUGAAGGUCCAGCUGGGUCUGGGAAGACUACUUUGACCAGACUGCUGAUUAAUAACUGGAGGGAGGUGAAUUCUGACAUUAAAGGUCUCCUAGAUUUUGAAUUUCUCCUAUUUAUGGAGUGCAGGGCACCCCACAUUGGGAAAUUCACUGAAUUACUAGAAAUUUUAUUCCCAUAUGUCGCCCAGUCCUACACAGGGGAUGAAAUGCUGAAGUGCCUGCGUAAAGAGAAGGUUUUGGUGAUUGUUGACGGCCUUGAUGAGGUGAACUCCAAGUCAAGGAAUGUCUUUCACGAGAUCCUCUACAACACACAGUCUUCCAAUCUGUGUGUGUUGGUCACCACUCGGCCAGAGGCUGUUGAGCUCUGUUACGAUCUCUGUCCAGGGCACAGGCAUUACCAAAAUCAGGAUCCUAGGUAUUCCCGAAAACAAAAGAGAGGAGUUUGCCAUCAAGUAUCAUGAAGAGAUGCUUGAGACCCCUAAUAAUUGUGACAAAAACAGCCUGGUACAGUACCUACGCAAAAUGAGCAUUAACUUCACAGACUAUUGGCGCAUUCCCAACAACUUGUGUAAACUAGUGAUUGUGUGGACACACUGGCCAGACACUUUGGAUGGCGUAACAACUGCAACAGAGCUGCUUAAGGUUACAGAAGAAUUGCUUACCAAAAGUAUUAAGGAAAGGGUGAGCCAAAAACCUGAGUGCAAUGACCUAUUUCCUGAAGAUAUCACAAGAAAGAUAGAUGACUUCUUUCGACCUAAAAUGUAUGAAAAUGCAUUUUAUGGUCAAAGAGAAGGUUUGUCUCUUAGUGAUGAAUCUGAAACAGAACUAAGAGCCGUGUGUGAGAAGUUAAAGUUGCCCUCCACAGAAGUGCUAGGGGGGUUCUUUGCACAGAGAAAUAUAUGGACAAAGACCGGCACUUCAAUCAAAUACAGUUACACACACAAAGGAAGCCAAGAUUUUUAUGCAGCACUUCACAUACUGCAUAAUCUCAGAAGCCAGAGUGAAGGAGCCAGUUCAGGAAGAAGCAUUCGGGUUAUGCUUGAGGGACAAGAUAUUAAGAAAUACCAAGAAGUGUUAAAACACUUGAUUGGUCUUUUGUACACUGAAGGCGGUGGAAAUAAGGCCUCAGAGGAAAUAGUCCAACUAUUGGAGGAAUCGGGUGUCUGUGACAAAGAGGCUUGGCUCGAUAUCCUAAGCAAUGUCAAAGCUAACGAUGUCAUUGCCAAGUUGGUCUCUAAGUAUGUGCCAGAUGUGAUGCACCUCAGAGGCUGCACUUUUAUUGAGGAUUCUAAUGUGGCGGUCUAUGCAAAGUUGCUGAAAACAGCAAACCCAAAGAAGAUAAGGGUCAUAAUAAGAAACAGCCCUUGCAGUGUACCCAGUCUCCAGGAUCUUUUCGAGACGAUGUGUCUGCUGAACUCUGAGGUAAAAGUCUGCUUUCAAAAGGACUUCCUGGAGCCAUGGACUGCUACUAGUGUCACUGACAUUCCACUGCGAACACUCUUUGAAAGGGGUACCAUUAAGGCAUUCACUGGAUGUGCCCGAGAGGAGGUCCUGGCUGGGCUUCCUGAAAGCAUUGCGGUACUCCAUGUAUCGGUAGCAGACUGCAAUCAAAUGGAACAUUUAAUAUCUACAGUCGGGAGGCUCAAACAACUAGAAUGGCUGUGUAUUCACGCGGCUGCAGGAGUGGACGUGAGGAGCCAGCCAGCACUGUCUAACAUCGACCACAUUCUCUAUGAGGCCGAGGGAGAUUCCAAUAUUACAUUAAUCGUGAGGAGGAAGACAAGGAAAGUUCCCUUAGACAAGCCCCAUGUGGAGGAGUUCAAGCUUCUCUAUCAAAACGAUGACUUGGACUCUAAACUUCAUGUUGAUGAAAAGUUCCUCUUAGCCUUUGAGAUGUCCCACCUGCAUGCGGCUCUGAAUGUCUUGGGCGAUUGCGAUGAAUUACACCAUAACAUAGAAGUGCGUUUCCACUAUCAACCCACCCAGAGCCAACAUACUAAUUCGGCUGGGAACGGCAACAGAUCGGUUUCUGGCUGCAGUGGCGUCUCCUCGAGAUAUUCAUUCACGAUGAAUAUUUAUUUCAAUGGGGAAGACGGGCAGUAUGACAACAUAGAGUGGCACAUCCCAGGUGACCCAGAGGAAAUCCCACGCCUGAAGGAACUUAUCGUCGCCACAGCAGGAAAGACAGAAUUUUUACAACUAAUCCACGACUUCCGAUAUCCAAGAGACGGCGGCAGCAUCCUUGAAGGAUUUCUCAUGGAAGAAUUCCAAAGGUAAUGUUCAGCUUAAUUU
Penaeus chinensis is the source of this 3157-nucleotide messenger RNA. RefSeq lists its product as uncharacterized. The record is from RefSeq and is a predicted model, not a curated record. The transcript has 5 exons. NCBI's taxonomy places the organism in Eukaryota, Metazoa, Arthropoda, Malacostraca, Decapoda, Penaeidae. Bases 1148 to 3142 code for a protein of 664 amino acids.